AUGGCACAGCCUAACUCUGAUUCUCAAGCAGAAUUACUCAAAAAGCUUCACCGACAAAGAGGUGGAAUAAAAAAGAUGAUUACUGAGCUUAUGAAAAAGAUAAAGAUUAUACAAGAAAAUUUAACUACAAGUGAUGUAGAUGAACUACAAGUAACACUUGAAAUCGUCACAGCACGCUAUAGUUUAUUUGGAGAUAUACAAGAUCAACUAGAAGAACUUGAUGAAGAGAAAGAAGCCCCCGAAAGGGAGCCAAUCGAGAAAAAUUAUUCUACUGUUGUUGCUCAAACACGGAAAAUAAUCCGCAAACUUCAAGGCAAUAUGAAUAAUGCAAGUGAUACAAAUAGUGAAAGUGGUAGUUAUCGUGCAAAUAAUAAUUUUUAUCCGACAAAUAUACCAAUACCGUCAAUACAAAUACCAAAAUUUGAUGGUACACCAGAGAAAUGGGCAGCAUUUUUUAGUGUUUUUAAAAAUACAAUUGACGUCAAUCAAUCUCUGCCAAAGGCACUCAAACUUUAUCAUUUAACAAGUGUCCUUACUGACAAGGCUUGGUCACUUAUUGGUCAUCUAGAAAUAAAUGAUGCCAAUUAUGACCAUGCAUUAUCUAUUUUAGUAGAUAAAUACGAGCAUACUCGUCGAUUGGCUCGCCGACAUUGUUCAAUAUUAAAAGAUUAUCCUCAUCUUAAAAAGGAUACUCCAGCAGCAAUCGGUGAGUUAGUUGACACUUUUAGACAACACUUAGGAGCUCUAAAAAAUCUAAAGUUUAUGAUUCAUGCUUGGGAUCUUCCUUUGACAGAUCUCAUUCUGUCUAAAUUAAAUAAUAAUACAAUUUGUCAUUGGGAAAUGACUAUAAACUCACGUGAAGUACCAAAGUACACUGAGUUAUUAAAUUAUUUAGAACAACGUUCUAUUUGCUCAGUUUUUUCUACACAAGAAGAAAAAUCAAAUGAUACAAAGAGUGAAAAAACCCAAGUUAAAAAGGGUGGAAUAUCAUUGACAACAACUACUACACGUGUCUGUCCAAUAUGUUCUGAGACACAUUCUAUAUAUAGUUGUGAGAUAUUCAAAGGUUUUACACAAGAAGAAAGGUAUAAGGCUGCAGUCAAGGCCUCAUUAUGCUUGAAUUGCCUGAAAAAGGGACACGGGGUCAAAGACUGCAAUUCAAUGGGGUGUCGUACCUGCGACAGAAGACACCAUACAUUCUUGCAUCGGCCAACGACCACUGAGUCCGACCAGGCCAACACAUCAGCUGUUCCAGCAACCGAUGAAAAUGAAGAAAUAUGA
Messenger RNA from Aphidius gifuensis, 1281 nucleotides. RefSeq lists its product as uncharacterized. Bases 1 to 1281 code for a protein of 426 amino acids. The record is from RefSeq and is a predicted model, not a curated record. NCBI's taxonomy places the organism in Eukaryota, Metazoa, Arthropoda, Insecta, Hymenoptera, Braconidae. The transcript has a single exon.